Molecule: messenger RNA, 1039 nt
Organism: Cariama cristata (Red-legged seriema)
Lineage: Eukaryota; Metazoa; Chordata; Aves; Cariamiformes; Cariamidae
Product: SEC23-interacting protein-like
Exons: 7
Biological process (GO): endoplasmic reticulum to Golgi vesicle-mediated transport
Cellular component (GO): COPII-coated ER to Golgi transport vesicle
Molecular function (GO): protein binding; metal ion binding
Source: RefSeq, a predicted model, not a curated record
GGUUCUUUAAUUCUGUUUGACAUAUUGUCUAACCAGAAGGACUUGGCUUCAUCAGUAAAUACUGGACCAUUCUCUGGUGUUAAUGGGACUGUAAAGGACAUGGCUGUUCAUGACAAACAGAUGACUGAAGAUACCAGUUCCUUGGGCUCCUCGAUUACUACUUCUGGUGAUGACCUUUGUGAGCCUGACGUAGAUGAUGAUGUUCCUACUUUGCAGAAGACUCUGGAAAUGCUUAGUUUGUCGGAGUAUGCAAGCACAUUUGAAAAAGAGCGAAUUGACAUGGAGUCUCUGCUCAUGUGUACAGUUGAUGACCUGAAGGAAAUGGGGAUACCUCUUGGACCAAGAAAGAAAAUAGCUAAUUUUGUAAAAGACAGAGCAGCCAAACAGGAUCAAAAGAAAACAGUAGCAGAAAAGAAAACAGUGCUGGCUGCCACGCUCCAAACUCAAGAAGAUGCCCAGAAAGCAAAAGAGGCAGUUAAUUCUGUCUCCCCUUCAGAGCCUGGUCAGCUGCAUUCAAAGAGGAAGCUUCCAGUUGGUGCAUCUGUUUCUUCUGUGAAUGUUGACUAUGAGUAUUUCGAAGUUGGAACUGGCCAGGUUUCUGUGGUUUAUAGUGCGUUGGACUUUGAACCAGAUAUUUUCUUUGCUCUCGGUUCUCCUAUUGGUGUGUUCCUUACUAUGAGAGGUGUGGAGAAGAUUGAUGAAAACUACAGACUUCCUACCUGCAAGGGAUUCUUCAAUAUCUAUCAUCCACUUGAUCCAGUAGCUUACAGGUUAGAACCAAUGAUCAUUGAAGACAUGGAUUUAAAACCAGUUCUCAUUCCACAUCAUAAAGGCAGAAAAAGACUUCAUCUGGAGUUGAAAGACUCUCUAUCUCGUAUGGGAUCUGAUCUGAAACAGGGUUUUAUUAGCUCUUUGAAGAGUGCAUGGCAGACCCUUAAUGAAUUUGCACGUGCUCAUACAUCUUCAACUCAGCUACAAGCAGAACUGGAGAAAGUAGCUAACCAAAUUAAAGAGGAAGAAGAAAAGCAAGUGGUAGAAG